Molecule: messenger RNA, 213 nt
Organism: Pipistrellus nathusii (Nathusius's pipistrelle)
Lineage: Eukaryota; Metazoa; Chordata; Mammalia; Chiroptera; Vespertilionidae
Source: the annotation of a GenBank genome assembly
AUGUGGAGCUGGAGUGUGCACACAGAGGCAGAACACUUUGCAGAGAGGUCAGCCCCCCUGGAGCUGGAGAGAUUUGAGUGCAGGGCCCUGGAGCACAAGGCCACUGAGCUUAAAGAGGAGCUGAAGGGCCUGUCCAACCUCAAGGCUGACAACCAGUGCCUCAAGGACAAAAAUGCAGCCCUGAUCCGAGUCAUCAGCAAACUGUCCAAGUGA